This is a messenger RNA of Aspergillus aculeatinus CBS 121060, 1587 nucleotides long. RefSeq names its product ankyrin. Bases 1 to 1587 code for a protein of 528 amino acids. The transcript has a single exon. Lineage: Eukaryota; Fungi; Ascomycota; Eurotiomycetes; Eurotiales; Aspergillaceae. The record is from RefSeq and is a predicted model, not a curated record. Gene Ontology annotation, molecular function: protein binding.
AUGUCAUUCAUCACCCUACCCCCGGAGUUACUUAUUAAUAUUGGCGAUCAUCUUGCCCGAAAGGAGGACGUCGGCGCUCUAGCCCAGACCAACCGCCACUUGCAGCAAGUGUACGAACCGCUACUCUAUGGACGCGGAAAGCAAGACACGGCGACGGCUGACUUGCGCAUGAACAUCUCUCGCUGGGCCAGCUCUCAUGACAAAGUGGAGAUACUCAACAAACUCGUCAAAUAUGGAGCCACCUUUCCGACUAAUGAAUCCGAGGCUAAACAGCUGAGGUGGCCCACUAUGAAAUACCACCCGGUUUUUGUGGCCGCCAGGAAGGGCCAUCUUGAGAUCGUCAAAUUCUUUCUCAACCGAGGUUUUGAGGUUGAAUGCAGGGACUCUAAGGGCUGUUCGCUAUUUCAUCUGGCCGCGACCCAUAACCAUAAACCCAUCGUUGAUGAGCUGAUUGCAAGAAAGGCGAAUCAAGAUUCCUCGAAUGAUGAUGGUCUGACAGUCUUCGAUCUUGCCGACCAAAGGAAUAUGAGUGCUGUCAUGCCAGCCCUGCUCGAGAAGGGAUACGACUCGAACUGGAAUCAUUCUUUGCAUCAUCGAUUGUGUCAAGCAGUGUUUCAUAGAGAUGCAGACAGCGUUUCAUUUCUACUGGCUAACGGGGUUUCGGCCAAUGAUCAUUGUUCUUACGAUAGUUGCAAGCUGAGCUUGGCUGUUUUCCAGAGCAACUGGGAAAUAUGCGAGCUUCUGUGUGACUACGGUGCUAUUCUAUACGGCAGCCUUCCUCGUGGUAGCUUUCCUCAAUGGGGUUUGUCUCCUUGUAAAGAGGACAGUCAUGAAGCCAAAGAAAGAUAUCCUUUCGUCAUUCAGACUGUCUACCAUGGACAUAGAGCAUUUCAUGAGAUGUGGGACGCCUGUGAUCGAUGCUUUGCCCUUUCCAAGUAUCGACACAACGACCGUAGCCUGUCCAGGACAGCUGAUGGCUUCAACCUGUUCAGCACAGCUGUUGGCUUCAACACCCUCCUCUGUGCAGCAUAUCUUGGGAAGGAUGGCAUUGCGCAGGGCUUUUUGGACAGGUUCCCUGAAUUAGAACAUAGCGUCCCCGACGCAAUGGUCAUCGCGGCCUUUAGCCAUCACAAUGGCGCGAUGAGCUAUUUCCUCUCCAAGGGGGCUGAUCCCGACUACACACUGGACGGGGCAGUGACAGCCCUAUCGCAUGCAGGUUACCAUGGAUGGGUGAGCCAGGUUCAGCUGCUCCUUUCCGCCGGCGCAAGUAUCACCUUGAGAGACACUGCUGGCAAGACUGCCAUAUGGUACGCUGUUCAGGCGCGCCGGACAAAGGUGUUGGCGUUAUAUCGAGAGCAUUCGCCAGCAGACUUUGACGCUUACGAAAACAAGAUGGGCUUGAAACGCGAUAAGAACAAUAAUGUUCAAGAUGCCGGCUACUGCAAGACCUGUUCAUCUUGGUGGGAUGAUAAUCUCAAUAUCUGUAUGUGGUGGGAGUAUGCUAAAAGGGCAGAUGCCGUUGCUAGAAGACACAGCGGUCGGCGGACCGGUAUACAUGACUAUGACUCGGGGUGUCUGGUCCAGUGA